UGUGUUAUGUGGUAUUUAAAUAUUUAAAUGAACAAAGUUAUUCCCAGUAUUAUUUUGCAACUAUUUGGGGAGUUGACUGGCCACCGACAUUUUCUUCGGGAGGAGGAAACUGCGUGCGUACUUCACACUGUACUGUAGCUGCAGCGCUCCAGUACCAGUACAGCUAGUGUAGGUAAAUUGCAGAAUAGGACACUCGUGCGUGAGCUUGUGCUGGGAUCAGUGAAAAAAGUGUCAAGUCGGCUAGACCUAAGAAAUAUUUUGUUUGUAUAGUAAACUUAACCCGUACAGGCAAUUGAACCCGUAUUGGUCGGCAAGUAUUGGUUUUGGACUGGAGCUAGCUAACAUGCUACGUUGUUUCUUUGUUUGACAGACCAAGUAGUGGCGACGCUAGCGAGAAGGCUAGCGGCUACCACUACAAUAACUAACACAGUAGCUAACAUUCGUUAGCAAUUACAGCUUUUGUUGUUUGAUCUGCACAGAUCUCUAUUAGGAAAGGAAGUAUUAGUGGCACUGUCGUACGUUGAUUGCAGGCCUUGAGACUGUGUUGCCGUUUUCGGAUAACGGUAAUUACUAUUUAUAAAUAUUUAUUCCCGGGCACUUCAGCAAUUUAAAACCCAAGCUGCCAUGUCGCUUCACGGCAAGAGAAAAGAGAUCUACAAAUACGAGGCGCCAUGGACGGUGUACGCAAUGAACUGGAGCGUCCGACCGGACAAACGAUUUCGCCUGGCUCUUGGAAGUUUCGUUGAAGAAUAUAACAACAAGGUGCAGCUAGUGGGCCUGGAAGAGGAGAGUUCAGAGUUCAUCUGCAGAAACACUUUUGACCACCCCUACCCAACCACCAAGAUUAUGUGGAUUCCCGACACCAAAGGCGUAUACCCAGACCUGCUUGCCACCAGUGGCGACUACCUGCGUAUCUGGAGGGUCAGUGACACAGAGACACGCCUAGAAUGCUUGCUGAACAACAAUAAAAACUCUGAUUUCUGCGCCCCACUCACCUCUUUUGACUGGAACGAAGUGGAUCCGAAUCUACUCGGCACCUCCAGUAUUGACACAACUUGCACUAUCUGGGGCUUGGAGACUGGCCAGGUGUUAGGUCGUGUCAACCUGGUGUCUGGGCACGUUAAAACCCAGCUCAUCGCUCACGACAAAGAGGUGUAUGAUAUUGCUUUUAGUCGUGCCGGAGGUGGGAGAGACAUGUUUGCAUCGGUGGGUGCUGAUGGCUCUGUGCGCAUGUUUGACCUCCGUCAUCUGGAACACAGCACCAUCAUCUAUGAAGACCCUCAACACCACCCACUGCUACGUCUCUGCUGGAAUAAACAGGACCCUAACUACCUGGCUACCAUGGCGAUGGAUGGCAUGGAGGUGGUUAUUCUGGACGUACGUGUUCCGUGCACACCUGUAGCCCGUCUCAACAACCACCGGGCGUGCGUCAACGGCAUCGCCUGGGCCCCUCACUCCUCCUGCCACAUCUGCACUGCAGCGGAUGACCACCAGGCACUGAUCUGGGACAUCCAGCAGAUGCCUCGGGCCAUCGAGGACCCCAUCCUGGCCUAUACUGCUGAAGGGGAGAUCAACAACGUCCAGUGGGCCUCCACCCAGCCUGACUGGAUUGCCAUCUGCUACAACAACUGCCUAGAGAUUUUGCGUGUGUAAACCAAACCCCAGUGGACUGGGGUGAAAGUAUACAAAACUUGGACUUGUUUUUUUUUUUUUUGAGAGUGAAAUAGAC
Messenger RNA from Hypomesus transpacificus, 1729 nucleotides. RefSeq names its product ddb1 and cul4 associated factor 7 (gene dcaf7). NCBI's taxonomy places the organism in Eukaryota, Metazoa, Chordata, Actinopteri, Osmeriformes, Osmeridae. Gene Ontology annotation, cellular component: nucleus. Bases 625 to 1653 code for a protein of 342 amino acids. The transcript has 7 exons. Gene Ontology annotation, molecular function: protein binding. The record is from RefSeq and is a predicted model, not a curated record.